AUGUUUGCAAUAUUAGGCAGAAAUUCUCAAUCAAACUAUCCAAUAUUAUUAGGUUUGGGUGAAUUCUUUGGUGCCUUAAGUGUUUUAUUCGUUGGUUUAUUUUUUGAUAAGCAUGUCUAUUCUAGUACUUAUAAUUGGACAACAGAUCCAUUUACUUUUCAUCCAUUAAUGAUGACAACUGGUUUAUUAUUUUGUUAUGGAAAUGCUAUUCUUUUAUAUAGAACAUUUAGACAAACACCUAAAUUAACUGUGAAAAUAUUACAUGCUCUUUUUCUAAUAUUAUCAUUGAUAUUUGGUGCUGUUGGAUUUACCGCUAUAAUUCGAGCCAAAAUUCUCGAUAAUGAAUCCCAUUUUAUAUCAUUUCAUUCAUGGCUUGGAUUAUUAACACUUAUUUUAUUUGUUCUACAAUGGAUUUGUGGUUUUAUUAGUUUUUUAUUUCCAAAAUUAAGUUUAGACACCCGUACAAAAUAUAUGCCAACUCAUCGAUUUUGGGGUAAAAUAAUCUUUUUAUCUGCUGUGAUAACAAUUCUAGCAGGUUUGUCGGAAUUAGGAACGUUUUCAUCAUUUUUUGUGAAAGACGAUGCAGAACGAAAGAGACGUUUGAUUAUGAAUUUUUUUGGUGUAUUUACACUUUUAUUCAGUUUGAUUGUUAUUUAUUUACUUACCAAUCCUGAUUAUCAACGACCACCAGAUGAAGAUACUGAUCAACGCAUACAAUAG
This is a messenger RNA of Rotaria sordida, 720 nucleotides long. Lineage: Eukaryota; Metazoa; Rotifera; Eurotatoria; Philodinida; Philodinidae. The record is from the annotation of a GenBank genome assembly.